Molecule: messenger RNA, 1003 nt
Organism: Camellia sinensis
Lineage: Eukaryota; Viridiplantae; Streptophyta; Magnoliopsida; Ericales; Theaceae
Source: RefSeq, a predicted model, not a curated record
AUGUGUGUGGAUUCUAUUUGUUUUCUUCCUUCUUAUCAGCCAGUUCGGCGGGGCACAAAUGGUGGUGUGACAAAAGCAGGACUCCUAGCAGCUGUUGUGGCAGGCAGCAUCAUUGAACUAACAUUCGUUUUCAUAGGCUUUUUCACAACAAGAUGCGCUUAUGACGUGGCUCUGAAGCAGCUACUAGUAAUACCUAUUUCUGCUUUGGCAGGGCUUUGUGGAAGUGUCAUAGACUCUCUAAACUUGGUUGGAGAUGACCAUUCUCUGCCUGCUGUAGCAGAAGUGGGACUGUCGCUUAGAUGCAGUUUUCCUUCCACUAUUGUACUAAUAGCUGAUGAACCUGCGAAUAAACUUGAUGUUAUUUGGAGUGCAAUUCAAGCCGACCGUGGUCCAGGGCAAGUGCGUGCUACUCCUAUCACUGUAGCAAAUGGGCGCACUAUUCGAGUAUCUUCAGUAUGUAUAAGUGAUUCUGGAAAAGCUUUUGGAAACUCAUCUGUUCUCCAUUUAAGUUGGGAACUCAGCAAUUGUGAUGGUUUGGCAUCUUGGGGUGAUUCCUAUGAUUUAGCAACAUCCAAAUCCACCUGGGAGAGGUUUUUGUUAUUGCAGAAUGCAUCAGGAUUGUGCAUUGUUCGUGCUACUGUUUUUGGGUUUUCUGAUAACAUGGUUGAUGAUCAUUCUAUUGCACCAUUUGAAAACUUGGAGAGUAAUCUUACAGAUGCUGUAUGUUUACAGGUAUGUUGUUUAUUAUUUAAUUUCUAUGCAGAUUCUUGGGGCCUGUUUGGUUGCACUUAAUAGUAUGAAUAUCUGUAACUUUGCAAAAAAAAAAAAAAAACCAAAACAAAAGGGUGAAUAAAUAUGAGAAUUGUUUUCUAGUGUUCUUUUUCCUUGGAGAAAAUAUUUGAAUGCUAGUGUAACAAUGGAGGUAGUUUGCUUCUUGAUAAUGGGUCAUAAUCUUCGCACUUGCAUUUCCAGAAACAAACUCCUAAACACAUUCGCAGUUGUU